AUGGUCGAUGAAAUUAAUUGGGAUCAAUUAGAUGAUUGGGAAAGAAAGCGGCAGGAAAAUUUAAAUAUUAUACGCAAAUCUAGGACUUUUGAGAUGUUUGAGCAAAGACUGUGGGGCGAAAUAAAUGCGUGGAAAUACUGGGAUGAAAUGGUCGAACCGUUGGAGAAAAAUAAACUUGAUAUAUCUCGUUUUUUAUAUACUGCCGCAAGUUGGGGUACUGAUGGUGAUGACCCUUUACUGGACGAUUUUAUAAAUUAUAUCUACGUGUCAGCAAAGUGUUGUGUUUUUAAUAUUAUUAUAGAAAAUUGGAAAAAAAUUGUAUUUGUAAAAUAA
Messenger RNA from Paramuricea clavata, 333 nucleotides. The record is from the annotation of a GenBank genome assembly. Lineage: Eukaryota; Metazoa; Cnidaria; Anthozoa; Malacalcyonacea; Plexauridae.